AUGGGCAGCAAUGACAAGGAGGUAUCUGACAAGCUGGUGGACACAUUAUGUGUCCAAGUGUCUGAUGGUACCAGGACAGAAGGGCCGUUAACUGUUGAUGAAUCGAGCCCCCAGGAUCCUGGCGGUAACUCACAACAAGACAGCUGUGGAAAGGGAAGCACUGGGGACGACAAGGGCAAGGCUCAGCACAGCACACAAGGGGCGUCUCCCCUCCUGGACAGAUCAUCCAACCUACCAACUUACACAGGGUGGGAGGGCCCCUUGUGGGGUUCAACAGAGAGCAGUAUGCCACCAGCAGGCAGCUCCCAGAGCCACCAGGCAUCUGACCAGCUGCUGACAAACGAUGGCCGACAGUGCUGCCUGGAAAGGACCCAGGGGAGAAACGGAGAUAGCAAAGUAGCGCUAGAUGAUGGGGACGUGAUGUCCUUGGAUCUUGGUGCUCUCACACCUGUUAGAUCGACAGAUGCUGCUCGUGAUGAUGGCACAAAUCUGUCCUCUCCAGGCUCAACUUCCUCUGGCCAUUCUGGCUAUCAUAAACAGACACAGUCUUCAGGGUCAAGGUUCAGUGAGGACUCUAGAUCUGAAGAUUUGGGGCCCAAUGACGUCCAGCCUGCUGCAAUCGGAAGAUCACUGUCAGAUUUGGCCACUGAGGUCUACAAAGGCAGUGAGGGCGAAGGCCUGUCGCCACUGGAGGACGAGGCAUGGAAAAGACGAGGGAAACAUUUCUUCAUAUUCAGCAGUGCUGGCAAGCCUAUUUACAGCAGGGCCUGA
This is a messenger RNA of Ostreobium quekettii, 771 nucleotides long. The record is from the annotation of a GenBank genome assembly. NCBI's taxonomy places the organism in Eukaryota, Viridiplantae, Chlorophyta, Ulvophyceae, Bryopsidales, Ostreobiaceae.